AGUAUGGUUUAGAUUUGGAUUCUAUAUAUUCAACACAGUUUAGAUAACGUGCCGCGCAACUACAUAGGGGCUUUAUCUGAACGUUCCUGGCUUGGUGUCUUCUAGCUCUUCUAUGGGAGCUAAGUCGUACAACGCAAUGUUUCAGCACUACGGACAGCGCCUAUGCACCUACUCCUAAAAAGGGGAGGGGAUCCUCUUGGGUUUGUGUAGGAAAGGCGAAGGGGAGGGGAAAAAAUAACUCCCAAUAGCGCAUGCAGCCCCCAGUUAAACCAAUACACCGUUCUCUCGAGUCUUUCCCUUGUAGGUUGAGAAGAAAGACGAAAGAAUUUAGUGCCUACUCUUCGACUGAGACUGCAGUCACCCAGCACAGCAAAAUGCCUGCGGCACAGCUACUGAUGCAGAGAGGAAAGGAAAACAAGGAUUUUUAACAAUAAAUACAUUAACCCCCCCACUGCCUUAGAAAGCCAUAUUGGUGAUGAACUCCGAUUGCUAACCUGCGGAACGUGAUAUGAGUGAAAACGAGCCCUUUUUUAUUUUUAUUUUAUUUUUCUUUUUGGCAGAGCUGAGGACUAGAUAGAGCCUGUUGCUGCUGUGGCCGAUUCCCUCCCCCCCUCUCACUCUCCAUCUCUUAUCUGUCUCACGUAAACGCGCGGUCAGACGCCCUCACAGACGCACACGCGCGCGCGCAAAUAUUUAUACACUGCCACAUCGAAGAAAUUCAUGCAUAUUUUCCUGCAAAUAUACUUGAGGGCGCACACGUAUUUCGCGGGCGCCCACGUCUUCUGUCACCUACAGAUACAGACUUACACACGUAGGCCAGGAAAGCGCUAACCGCUGUCCUGUGACUGCACGCAGGUUCCCAGGGCACGUCUUUUACAUUGUUACUGAAACGAUCAGCGAACACAGACAAACCUGCCAACACUUAAAUCUACUCGCUGGAUUUCAUCUCCAUGGCAACAAGCAUGGAAGGCCAAGAGGUCACCUCAGGAGGAAUUCUGAAGAGCCAAAAUGAUGAGACAGUGAAUAAUGAGUAGUACCUACUGUGGCAACUCUUCAGCUAAGAUGAGUGUCAACGAAGUAUCAGCUUUCUCAUUGACUCUGGAGCAAAAAACUGGCUUUGCUUUUGUUGGGAUUUUGUGUAUCUUCUUGGGACUUCUUAUUAUCAGAUGCUUCAAAAUCCUGUUAGACCCAUAUAGUAGCAUGCCUUCCUCUACAUGGGAAGAUGAAGUUGAAGAGUUUGAUAAAGGGACAUUUGAAUAUGCACUUGCCUGAGUGCUCCAGCUUUUCAGUGUUUAGGGUUAUAUCACUGGAACACAUGGUGGACCCAAUUGUAAUUUCCUUCGGCGUGCUGGAAGAGGCUCUUUUCAUUCACCGAAUCCAAUAAAUGUGCAUGGCUAAUUUAUCCACCAUGCCCUGUAAAUGAUAAACCAUCUUUGGGGUUUCUCACUUUCCUCUGUCUUCACAUCAAGAUUUCUAAUGAAUAGAGCAUAAGGAUUGCUCCAGCCAUACGUAUACUAUCUUCAUUCUUAUCUCAACCAUCUGCCUUGAAUCUCUGUUUCCUUUUUGUGCC
Molecule: messenger RNA, 1570 nt
Organism: Vicugna pacos (alpaca)
Lineage: Eukaryota; Metazoa; Chordata; Mammalia; Artiodactyla; Camelidae
Gene: CTXN2
Product: cortexin 2
Source: RefSeq, a predicted model, not a curated record